This is a messenger RNA of Ectocarpus siliculosus, 624 nucleotides long. The record is from the annotation of a GenBank genome assembly. Lineage: Eukaryota; Phaeophyceae; Ectocarpales; Ectocarpaceae.
AUGCGACCAGCCAGGAAGGGGUUGAGCGUGAGAGACGAAGUGGCUGCCGUGCCGUCCGCGUUUCCGGACAGAUAUCUCAGAGGAGAGGUUCCUUGCUCCAAGCAUUGCUCUGCUGCAAGCGCAUUGGUCUGGGUCUGUCCUCUGGAGCAGCUGGAUUAUGAGUACUACUUGCCGAUGUUUUUCGAUGGUAUCCGCUGCCUUGAAGAACCAUGCAUGACCCUAGCGAGACAGGGUGUGUCUGAUCUUUUGAGCGCGGCGCGAGGCUAUCCCCAGCGCAUCCUGCCAUCAUUGCCGAAUAUCAUGAGAGCCCUGAGGGUGGCCAUCUCGUGCAAGAAUCCGGGAGUGAUUAUAUUCGCUUGCAGUGCUCUACGCCAGCUUGCCACCGGAAACAAAGAGGUCGGCGAGGCUUUGGUGGGGUAUUACAAGAUGUUCUUGCACGUCUUCAACUUGUUCAUGAACUGCACCAAGAGCACCGGGGACAAGAUAGACUACGGGCAGCGGAAUAGCCAAGACGUUGGUGAGGCCGUGUCGUGCACGGUGGAGACGUUAGAGCGCAACGGUGGAAAGCACGCGUUUGCCCACAUCAAGCACUGCAUCCCUACGUAUCAAACUUGCGUGACAUAA